AUGAGCCAGCUUGGAAUGAUGGUUAUAGCUGUAGGUCUAUCUUCUUAUAACGUGGCAUUAUUCCAUUUAGUUAAUCAUGCAUUCUAUAAAGCAUUAUUAUUCUUAGGUGCUGGAGCAGUAAUUCAUGCUGUAGCAGAUAAUCAAGACUUUAGAAGAUAUGGUGGAUUAAGACCAUUUUUACCACUUACUUAUUCAGUUAUGCUUAUAGCUUCUUUAAGUUUAGUAGCUUUCCCUUUUAUGACAGGGUUCUAUUCAAAAGAUUUUAUUCUUGAGUCCGCUUACGGUCAGUAUUAUUUCUCUGGUACUGUUGUAUAUAUAAUAGCUACUAUAGGAGCAAUGUAUCGUAUUAAAACUUGGUGGACAAACUACUAA
Molecule: messenger RNA, 372 nt
Organism: Bipolaris victoriae FI3
Lineage: Eukaryota; Fungi; Ascomycota; Dothideomycetes; Pleosporales; Pleosporaceae
Exons: 2
Coding region: 1-372 (123 amino acids)
Biological process (GO): electron transport coupled proton transport; ATP synthesis coupled electron transport
Molecular function (GO): NADH dehydrogenase (ubiquinone) activity
Source: RefSeq, a predicted model, not a curated record